Saccharomyces kudriavzevii IFO 1802 is the source of this 564-nucleotide messenger RNA. RefSeq names its product Scm4p (gene SCM4). Gene Ontology annotation, biological process: autophagy of mitochondrion. Gene Ontology annotation, cellular component: mitochondrion. The coding region runs from base 1 to 564 and encodes 187 amino acids. The transcript has a single exon. The record is from RefSeq and is a predicted model, not a curated record. Lineage: Eukaryota; Fungi; Ascomycota; Saccharomycetes; Saccharomycetales; Saccharomycetaceae.
AUGCAAGUCUCUCCAGCUAUUAUAAAAGGUAUCGCAGUCUCAUCUCUAGGUUUAUAUGCCGGUAUUUUAACUUCAUCCACAGUUAUUUCCAUAACUACUCCAAUAAACGUGUUAACUCAACAUUUGAAGAAUGUUUUGUGCACAUUGGGAUGUUGGAGCACUGUUUUGGGUGGACUAGCCAGCAGUGCCUUUGGCCUCAGUUACUUUUUAGCUGCACCAGGAGAAAGACCAAACUAUCUGCUAUGUGGCUUGGGUGUGGCUCCACUAUCUGCUGCAUACCUGUACUUAGUAUCACUAUUCAACCACAAGUUGGCCCCAAGAUGCACACGCGACGGCAAUGAUCUAGAAAAGCAAAAAGAUGAAAAACUACCUCAAAAUCAUCCACAAGUUAAGGAUGGAGAAGCUGCAUGCCCAUUCUCAAAGAUGAACAAUGCAAAGACGUUGAAACCCGAAUCCGAAAGAAGCGUGAAGUGUCACUCGUAUAUGUCAUUGCACAUGUGUAUUGUGACCGGUAUAACAAUUUUUACCUUCAGCAAGUGUAUCCUUGAUGGAUUCAAAGCAUGA